AUGGCAUUUGAAUUGAUUUUGUCGUCACUUUGCAUGAACAUUUCGUGCGACGUUCCCGAAGUACCUGAAACGACUUUUUAUUGGGAUUUUAAUGACACUGCUUCGAGUUACGAAAAAAAACAAGAAAAUUUGCAAAAAAUUCGCGAUUCACUCAAUGGACAAGUGCUUAAAGUCACAACUUUGCAAGAUCCGCCACUGAGUUGGUCGGAAGAAGAUGAAAAUGGCGUCCUGGUUGGCAAAGGGAUCGCAUUUAAUUUGUUUAAUGUCCUUACGGAAAAAUUCAAUUUUACUUACGAACUGAUUUUGCCAAAAAAUAACAUAAUUGGAUCGACAGACGAUUUCGCGGGAAGUUUAUUGGAACAAGUACAAACGAAACAAGUCGAUGUUGCAGUGGCUUUUCUCCCAAUUCUCGCUGAUGCACGCGAACACAUUCGAUUUUCCACGGGACUCGAUGAAGGAGAGUAUUAUAUGAUCAUGACGAGACCCGCAGAAAGUGCCAGUGGCUCGGGAUUGUUGGCUCCUUUUCAACUUUACGUGUGGCUUUUGAUAUUAAUUUCUCUUCUUGCCGUUGGACCGUGCAUCUAUUACCUGAUAAUCCUGAGAAAUCGCCUGACUAAAGAUGAGAAACAGAAAAUUUAUCCCUUGCCGCAUUGCAUUUGGUUCGUUUAUGGCGCUCUGAUGAAACAAGGAAGUGUUUUGUCGCCGUCGGCGGAUUCCACGAGAAUUCUUUUUGCAACGUGGUGGAUUUUUAUAACAAUUUUGACGAGUUUUUACACAGCUAAUCUUACGGCUUUUUUGACGCUUUCGAGAUUUACGUUGCCUUUUAACACAGUUGAGGAUAUUGUGCAAAAGGAUCAGAGAUUUGUGUCAAAAAGAGGCGGAGGAAUUGAAUAUUCAAUUAAAAAUCAAAAUGAAGAGCUUAAUAUCCUUCAAAAGUUAGUAAAUCGUGACUACGCAUACAACACAAUGAACGACACCGAAAUCCUGCGUGAUAGAGUAGAGAAAAAGCACUAUUUGUAUAUAAGAGAUCGCCCGGCAAUGGAUCAUUUGCGCUACGAAGACUACAAAUACCGCAAAACCAAAAGCAAGAGCGAAGAGAAGAAACAUUGUCCGUUUGCUGUUGCAAAAGAACCUCUUUUGAGACGAGGACGAGCUUUUGCCUAUCCAUUGGGCACAAAAUGGCAUUCCAUCUUCGAUCCAGAACUUUUAAGUCUCGUUGAAGGCGGCAUUGUCAAGUACAUGACGAUGGAUAACCUACCAAAAGCGGAAAUUUGUCCGCAACAAUUGACAUCGACCGAACGACAAUUGCGAAAUAAUGACUUAAUGACGACUUAUUAUGUGAUGCUUGCUGGUUUUCUAACGUCUUUUGUUGUUUUUGUCACAGAGUUCUUUUUCAAAUGUUGCAACGAGCGAAUAUUCAAUCGAGAUCAAACAAUAAAGAUACAAAAUCUGCAACCGACGGUGUCAACAUGGGCUACAAAGACUUCAGGAUAUAGCCCGCCGCCGUCUUAUUCGAGUCUCUUGGAUCGAAUUCACAACACAAAGGCUAGUGAGGGUCUGAGUGACGGUCUUCGCCAAAUAAUUAACGGUCGAGAGUACAAAAUUGUGACAGAUAUCACAGGCAACAAGCAGUUAAUACCGCUUCGAGUGCCGAGUGCCGCACUUUUCACCUAUUUCACGUACAAUAGUCACCUGCAACAGUAG
Molecule: messenger RNA, 1704 nt
Organism: Culicoides brevitarsis
Lineage: Eukaryota; Metazoa; Arthropoda; Insecta; Diptera; Ceratopogonidae
Gene: Ir76b
Product: glutamate receptor ionotropic, delta-2
Exons: 5
Coding region: 1-1704 (567 amino acids)
Cellular component (GO): membrane
Molecular function (GO): ligand-gated monoatomic ion channel activity
Source: RefSeq, a predicted model, not a curated record